AUGCAUCUGUCACAGAGAAAUAACAGUAAAGCUAUUUUCACCCUGAUGGGUUUCUCAGAUUACCCAAAACUGCAAAUCCCACUUUUUCUGAUGUUUCUAGCCAUCUACAGCAUCACUGUGAUAGGGAAUAUUGGCAUGAUACAAAUAAUCAGAAUGAACCCCAAGCUGCACACCCCCAUGUACUUUUUUCUCAGCCACCUCUCAUUUGUGGAUUUUUGCUAUUCCUCCACCAUCACUCCGAAGAUGAUAGUGAACUUAUAUGUAAAAGACAGAAGCAUUUCUUUCACAGAAUGCAUAGUACAAUACUUUUUCUUCUGUGCAUUUGCUGUCACUGAAGCGUUUCUCUUAGCAGCGAUGUCUUAUGACCGCCUGGUGGCCAUCUGCCACCCUCUGCUCUACAAGGUCAUCAUGUCACAGAAACUCUGCACAGCGCUGGUGGUAGGAUCCUAUGCCUGGGGUGAUGCCUGCUCUUUGAUUUUUACCUGCUCUGCGCUACAACUCUGUUUUCCUGAUUUCAGCACCAUCGAUCACUUUUUCUGUGAGUUCUCCUCACUGCUGUCCCUCUCUUGCUCUGAUACUGCUGUCAGUAAGUUACUGCUUUUCAUUUUGGCCACCUUUAAUGCUGUCAGCACGCUGCUCAUCAUUCUCCUGUCUUACCUGUUUAUUCUUGUCACCAUCCUCAAGAUGCGUUCAGCCAGUGGGCGUCGCAAAGCUUUUACCACCUGCGCUUCACACCUGACUGCCAUCACCAUCUUCCAUGGCACCAUCCUGUUCCUCUACUGUGUGCCCAACUCCAAAAACUCCAAACUCACUGUCAAAGUGGCCUCCGUGUUUUACACGGUGGUGAUCCCCAUGUUGAACCCCCUGAUCUACAGUCUCAGAAACAAGGAUGUGAAGGAUACUUUGAAGAAAAUGUUGGCUGUUAAAAUAUUUUCUUGA
Molecule: messenger RNA, 939 nt
Organism: Dipodomys ordii (Ord's kangaroo rat)
Lineage: Eukaryota; Metazoa; Chordata; Mammalia; Rodentia; Heteromyidae
Product: olfactory receptor 5D18-like
Exons: 1
Coding region: 1-939 (312 amino acids)
Biological process (GO): sensory perception of smell; G protein-coupled receptor signaling pathway
Cellular component (GO): membrane
Molecular function (GO): G protein-coupled receptor activity; odorant binding; olfactory receptor activity
Source: RefSeq, a predicted model, not a curated record